Molecule: messenger RNA, 3409 nt
Organism: Schistosoma mattheei
Lineage: Eukaryota; Metazoa; Platyhelminthes; Trematoda; Strigeidida; Schistosomatidae
Source: the annotation of a GenBank genome assembly
UUGAGGGUCAAACGGGGGUAUUUUAAGGCGCACAUUUUGACUCCUACCACGAUUGGAAUUUCGACCAUACGAUCAAUUGCCUUAGUUACUGGCAACAAAUAACAAUUUAUCAACUGGCUACCUGUUAUGAUUGGUAAAGUCGAAAAUCUUGCUGCAAAUAAGCUUCUGUAUGGAUUCAGGUUAAGGAGAUCCUUUGAAGUGGCAGAGUUUCGGUUACUAGCUGCUGAGCUUGAGCAUCAGAAGUCGGGUGCAAAAUACUUGCACUUGGCACGAGAUGAUCCCAACAAAACAUUCAGUGUUCAACUUAGGACUGUUCCUCACGACGAUUCUGGUGUUUCUCAUAUUUUAGAACAUACUGUUCUUUGCGGAUCCCAAAAGUAUCCUUGCCGUGAUCCGUUCAUGAAGAUGGCCCAGAGAAGUCAAGCUACAUUCAUGAAUGCUUUUACUGCCAGCGAUUGGACUAUGUACCCAUUCAGCACGAUGAAUAAUACUGAUUUCCAGAAUCUUUUAAAGGUCUAUCUAGAUGCUGUUUUCCGACCUAAAAUCGAAGAGCUUGAUUUUAUGCAAGAAGGAUGGCGUUUAGAACCAGAAAACCUUAAUGAUAUGACAUCUAAUCUGGUUUUGAAGGGCGUAGUCUUCAAUGAAAUGAAGGGUGUAUUUUCUAACUCACUAAAUCGUUUUGCUCAAAUUAUCAAAAACAAGUUGCUUCCGCAAACUUACGGUUUUGUUAGUGCAGGGAGUCCAGAACGUAUUCCAACAUUAACCUACGAGUAUCUGAAGGAGUUUCACAAUAAGUAUUACCAUCCGAGCAACUCAUGUUUCUAUACUUAUGGUAAUGUAAACCUGGAACAUUGUCUUGAGUAUCUUGAUUCAGAGUAUCUCCAACAUUACGAUUUUUCAGUUCAAGACAACUCAGUACCAUUAGAAUGUAUAUGGGAUGAACCCAGAUUAGUUCAGUUGACAUGUGAACCAGAUCCAAUGAAUCCCCACCCAGAUCGUGAAUGCUGUGUAUCUCUUAGCUUCCGUUUGGAUGAUAUUUGCGAUGUUUACAAAAAUUUUGUGCUUGGAAUAGUUUGUAAUUUGUUACUAAAUGGUGAUAAUACACCUUUGUAUCGUGGUUUAAUUGAGUCAGGAUAUGGUCUAGACUGGAUCGACAGUGUCAGCGGAAUCGAUCGUGGGACUCGCACUACAAGUUUUCAUGUCGGGGUACAAGGUGUUCGUGCAAAUGAUCUGGAAAACUUUCCCCAUAUAAUCAAUGAUAUAUUAUCCGAAGUCGUUCGGGACGGCUUUCCAAUGGAAGAAGUUGAGGCUACUCUUCAUCAGUACGAACUGGAAAUUCGUCAUGAGUCGGCUCGUUUUGGUUUAAAUCUUAUUCUAAACCUAUCCAACGCUGUUAAUCAUGGCGUUGAUUUGAAUGAGUUCCUGAAAAUUGGAGCUAAUGUGGAUCGGUUUCGACAGGAAUGGACCAAAGAUCCGGCUAUACUUCAAAGUUUUGUUCAACAAUUCUUUCUAGAUAACAAACACAAACUGAUAACUGUAAUGCGUCCUGAUCCAAACUGGAAGUCCAUAGAAGCCAAGAAGGAUGAAGAACAUUUAGAUCGUUUGACAAAGAACAUAACACCGUUGGAAAGGGAAAAAUUAGCACUGAAGGCUCGUCAACUCCUUGAAAAACAAAAUCAAGAAGAAGAUGUUUCAUGUUUACCGUGCCUCGACAUUUUCGACGUACCUUUGGAAUGCAGACCAGAACCGUUUACACUCACUCAAACUUCAGAUUUUCCUGUCCAGUUGAACGAAGCAGCAACUAAUGGUUUAGUUUAUUUCCAUGCUUUGGCUGAUUUGAAGGAUUUGCCUUGUGAACUAUUAUCUUACGUUCCACUGUUUUGUUCGUUGUUUACCAGAUUGGGAGCGGAUGGAAUGUCUUACUCAGAAAUGAGUCAAGCAAUCGAACUACAUACAGGUGGUUUCGAUGCUUCUCCUUUUGUUACACCUAAAUUACCAUCUUGUUCAAAAACUGAAUUUUCGUCUGCAUCUCGACAAAUUCAUUUGUCCAGUUAUUGUCUUGAAUCAAAAAUACCUAAUUUCUUUGAACUUUGGUCAAAAAUUUUCCGUUCCCCAGAUUGGUCCGAUCAGGAGCGUUUAUCAACUCUGAUUCAAAUGUCAGCUGCAGGUGAAUGGUCAGCUAAUGCAAUUUCAGAUUCAGCCCAUGAAUUCGCGAUGUGUCGCGCUGCUGCCAGUCUUUCGUCAACUCGGCUUACUCGUGAACUCUGGUCAGGAAUUGAGCAAGCUAGAAUCAUGCAACAUAUUGCCGGCGAAAUCGGACUAGAAAGUGACAAACGAAGUGAUGUUCUUUCAAACAUUACUGAACGUAUGAAGGCUAUUUGGAGUUAUAUUACUUCACAUAAAAGACUGAAAUUCAGUCUUCAUGGGGAAGCUGAUGGUUUAAUGUCAGGAUUAAAGUACCUUGAUGGAUUUUUAAAUGAUUUAUCACAAUCACCAAAAGUGUCGACCAGUUUAUUGAUUGAAGACUCUCAAAAUCCAGAUUUUUUCCCAAAUAUUUCUGGGAAUACAUUUUUUGCAAUGCCGUAUACAGUGCACUAUGUUGCUAAGGCUAUUGAAGCUCCAAGUUAUGACUCUGAAGAUUAUGCAAGUUAUCGUGUCUUGGCUCAUUUACUGUCGUUUAAGUACCUACAUCGUGAAAUAAGGGAAAAAGGUGGUGCUUAUGGUGGGGGAGCUAUUGCCAAACCGGAAGCUUUCUUGUUUUACUCCUAUCGUGAUCCUUAUCCUCUCAAAACGCUAAGUAGUUUUGAAAAUGCUAUAAAAUGGGCCAGCUCCAGAGAAUUUCAAGAUCAAGAUAUUAAAGAAGCUAAACUUUCUGUUUUCCAAGAAUUGGACUAUCCUGUUUCAGCGGGUUCCCGCGGUCUAACCCAUUUUUUGUAUGGGAUCAGUGAUGAUUUGAGACAGUCACACAGAAACCAGGUUUUCUCUGUUGACGCAUCAAGAAUAAAGGAUAUCUCUGGAAAAAUGGUACAGAAAUUAUCUGAUACGUCAGAUUUUCAUAAUGUGGGUCGUGUGGUCAUAGGCCCAGAGAGUAGUCCGGACUGGAUUCAAGAUACUUUCGGUCAGGAUUCCAAAAUUAUAUGGGAACGUGUAAUAAUGAUGAUUUAGAUUUACUACUACAUCUGUAAUGCGACUCAUUAAUUUAAUUUGGUAUUGUCUUUACAAAACUUAUGUAUGAGAUCUCUUUAGAAGAUGACUCUCAAUUUCAUACAUUGUACUUGAAGAAAUAUGUCACUAGUUUUCCCUGUCGUAUGUUAACAUUAUGUCUUCUCUCAUAUAUAAAGUUUACAAUUGUAUAGAAUUUUCAUGCUGCGAGUCACACUUGUUAUUCAUAUUCAAUAUUAAUUGAGGG